AAGCCACUCGGUUCGACGUCUCCGUUGCCGAUGCGCUCUCUAGUCGUGCGGUGUUGUAGAACGGUAUCGUGCUCCUUGCUUCAGUUUGUUUGAACAUCAGCAGCAGCAGCAUCAUCAUCAUCCCUAAGGGCCACCAGUGAACCAGCCAUCAGACACCAUCGGAGACGGGAGUGCUCAGUGCGGUGGAACGAGAAGUGUAGCUAUUUUUUGAUGUGAAUUUGUGGGACAGUGUAAAUUUUGAAGGUCCCCCACAAUUACGGAUUUGUGCAGGUGGUUGAUGACAUCCCAAGCGUCGGCUGGACCUGUACGGGCGAGUUGGAGGAAACCGAAGUUACCGACCCCGCUGGCAUGCUAGCAUGAGUGUAAAUGGAAAACUAGGGUUAGCCAAAUGCCUGCGAAUGCUCAAAUACUUGUACAUACGUGUGUGAAAACGUCAACAUGAAAUGUUUUAUCAUACCAUUUAGCUAGUCACUAGUUGUAUUAAUCGGUGAAUGACGAAGAAAUUUUCCCGACGGAGGUGCCAAGUUACCUGCGAGUGAGUUACCCGUAGCUAGUUUACUUUGCUCAAAACCCAUCCUAAUCCACACUCUACACACCACUUCCGGUUAGUGAAUCGAAACCACGUCGAGUGAAACGAAGCAAGAAAAAAAGUGCAAUCAAUUUCUAUCUCUCUUUCUAUUAGAAACGGAACGACAGAAGUUUUUGAAAGUGAAACUAAAGAUUGUGUGAGUUCACCAGUAACAAUCAAUCAAUCUGCGUGUGGAUUUUCCGACGGCGCUUGUUACCUGGAUUAUACCUGCUCGACUCGUACGAACCCUCCUCCUCCCCCCCGGAGACCGCGUUUGCCGUCGGGAACCAUCGGAACUGGAACGGCGAGGAAACAUUCAGACAGUCGAGCAGCUGUCAACAGCGUCAGCCUAAUUCAUCAAGCGUGCGCGACGGCCGAUGGAUAAGCAAAAUGAUUCAAAGAAUUAAACACAAGUCCAAAUAGAAGGCCGAUCGCCACUCGAGAGGACCGAAUCGCGACGUAUACAGCAGUUUCACAAUCCGCUCCGUUUUCCUUUCAUCGUCGUCGUUCCCCCACUCCCCCUGAGGGAGACUAUAAAAGUAAAUUGAAUAAUUAAAAGACAAAAAAAGAACGCACCUCUCGUGUCUCUUCAAUCCGACCCUUUCCGAAUAUUCGUUAAAAUCGUCGCAGCCGCCCGCCGACGGACGGAAGGCGUGAAAAUCUUCACCGCCGGUAUGACGACGGCAGCAAGGCAGACGGAAAAGUUAUGGGCAUUUGACACCGCGUGAAGAAUUGCGUUGAAAGGAAGAACCGCAGAAGACAAACAUUCUGCACCCGAACUCGAGAGAGAGCGGCGAAAUUAGACCUGGGUAAUAAAAUACGGCAGCGGGAAACGCAAGUGAAAAUGUGUCAUUAAAUUAAGCUGUUUUGCUAUUCGGAAUAUCGGUCUUUAUCGUGCUCGAGGGGCCAACCGAUGGCCGGAGCCGAGCUGUAGGACAUUCCGGGAAAGAUAAAACCCCCCGCGAAAGGCGCAGCAAGCGAAAAUGUAGCGGCUGAAAUCUCGAUCGAUUGUGCUGUGCAUUGCAGUAGUGUUGAAAGUUCUUCGAAGGUUGUGCAAUAUUUUACUCCGAUCUAUCCGUUCUUUACCAAAACAAAACAAAACAAAACACAAAAACCACACGGCACGGAGUGCCAAUAUAUCUAUAUUUCUGUGGUAGUUUCCGGAAUCGAAUAUAGUCAGUAGUCACUCACAGUUAGAGAAAAGUUUAAAUAGUUGUUAUUCCGUAGCUUUAGUGUUAAACGGUGUCAGCGAAGGCUCAUGUGAAUCAAUAUUUUCUAUCCAGUUUUUACUCAUCAUGUGUACUCUGUAGAAAAACCAACACACAAACACCUACUGAAUCUCACGGGGUUGUGAUCGCAAGAGUCGAGAAAGAAAGAGAAUGCGAAACUGAGUGAAUCUCAACUACUUUCUCUUCAAUGUAAAGUUUUAUUCAAUAAUACAACAGAAGUGAAAAAUUACCGUCCUGUAUAGAAGAAAAGUUUUAUUCGUAGUACUACUUAGAAACUAAGCAGAAAAAAAAACAAAACAAAACAAACAGCAAUCGACAAGUGAAUGUGCCAAACUACGAACAGAAACCAGUAGAAAACAGUAGAAGGAAAGAGACGCGCAGAACUCGAAUCGUCAGCUGAACAACGAUACGUAAUCCGACCCGACUCGGAGCCUCGAACGGCGGCGCAGACGGGGAAGCAUCCGAAACAGUGAUUAAUCUUAUUAAUAACCGCGCUACAGCAGAAAAAUUUAUUGAAUAAUCCCCAUCAUAAAUAAUUUUUUUUGUUGACUGCUGGCCCUUCGACUCUCUGUGUGUUCCGCAUAGGCCAAGCAGAGGGCUCGUGAUAGUGUGCGUUUUUCGCGCGUGGAAAAUUAAUUGAAUAAACAGAACGGCUCCCAAAAGGUUCGCAGCGAAGUACACCGAAAAAGAAGAAAAAACCUCCAAUAAAUAUCAAUUUGACUCACAGAAGCAGUCGCAGCAGUUGAGGUAAGCCAGCCUAGAAGCGAGAAAAGAAAUCUGAACACGGUAGCCAGCCCCCUCCGGGAGGGAAGUUUGUGAUUAGUAGGAUUACUUUAUGAUAAGUGGCCCAUUAAGGUGGCAAGAGUAAGAAAAAACGUAGAAGCAAAAAGGUGAAGGUGAAAUAUCCGGAAGUGGAGAAUAAAAAAAAAACAGUGCUAAUGAAAACCGUGAAGGUGAACUAAAGUGUGACCUCACAUCAAUUCAAGAAACGGAUUGUGAUCGUACAAGAUGUCCUUUGUGGGAUGCCAAGUGCGUGUGUCGUAAUCGAAGGUGGCGUUGAAGUGGCGCUAAAAAAACACACGGGCAAAGUGCGUGGGUGUUUUUGACUUCAAGUGUUCGAGUGCACGGCAGUAGAGCGGAAAAUAACCCAACAACUAACUGAUUGUGUGAAUUAGAGAGUAACUAACGGUAGUGGAACCGGACCGGCACAGAAGCUCAAUCAACAGUGCUAGCAAGUGCGGUAUCCUACUAGCUGUUAUCAUUCAUAGCAUCGCCACCACCUUGGAUUCAGUAUUGCAGAGCGUCAUUGUUGGACCGCAAGAUGGCCGCAGUAAAUUCGGUACCAAACAGCAUCCGCCUACCGCUGGCAGGCCUGGCACCGCCGCGUGUCCUCAUGUGUAGCGCUUCAAUGGGCGCCGAAGGUUCGGUUACCCUCCAGCUGCGUGAAGCUGUGCAAGCACCAGACGCAGCCGGUACUUCGCUUUCCGAGCACGGUGGUCUUACCAUCGGCUAUCCGGAUCCGGAGAUGCUAGCCGAUAUGCUCGGUUCAUUUCAGAGUGCGUCGGCAGCCGGACUCGAGCAGACAAGCAGUGCGACCGUCGCCGCUACCACCUUUGAUCUCAUUCAGGAAAACAGUAGUAGUAAUUGCAGCAGCCGCCAGUCUGGGCUGGACCCGACCGAGCAGCAGCAGCAGCACACGGUUGCCAGUGCCCUGCUGGCAAAAGCGUCGUCACCCACCGGUUGUAUUAAUAGUAGUAACAGUGGCAGCAGCAGUAGCAGCAAUGGCAGCGGCGACGGCAGCCUAACGCUGGCAACUGUCAAACCCGAACAGGCAUCCAAGAAUGAAAAGCUGAAUGGCUGCAUACCCUCAGCGGUCUCUUCCUGUGCGAGUAGCACCAGCAGCAGUGCCAGUAGUAAUAGCACCAGUAAUAGCAGUAGUAGCGGAGGUAGCGGCGUCAGUUUUAGCUCCAAGUCCACGGUUGUCGCUGCUUCAGCCGUAACCGUCAACAGUGCCAACAGUAAUAACAGUACAAUGAUUGUGUCCGCUGCAGCCGGAGGACACAGCAGCAGGAGUGACAGCACCAGCAGUUGCAGUAGUACCAGUAGUAGUAACAGUAACAGCAGCAACAGCAGCAGCAGCAGCAGCAGUAGUAGUAGCAGUAGUAACGGUAGCAGCGGGUCAUCAACGGUGGCGGUAACGGUGAAUGGGCUCCCAACGGUGGUGAAGAAACCGCGGCCUAAAACCGUUUCACCGACGCGGCAUGGCCCGCAACAGUGUCAGGUGUGCAGUAAAGUGUUCGGAAAUGCAUCUGCUCUGGCUAAGCAUAAGCUGACGCACAGCGAUGAGCGGAAAUACGUAUGCGGAAUGUGCUCAAAAGCGUUUAAAAGACAGGACCAUCUCAAUGGCCACAUGCUGACACACCGGAACAAGAAACCGUACGAGUGCAAAGCCGAGGGAUGUGGCAAGUCCUACUGCGAUGCCCGUUCGUUACGGAGGCACACCGAGAAUCACCACAGUGCCGUCGGUAUGGCAUCGGGACCGUCGACGCCCCUGACUGUGGCGGCUGCAAGUCCGACGGGUGGAGCGACACUGCAAUCGGUCGUUGCAACGAUGACGAUGACUACGACCACUACGACAACAACGGCAGCCAUGACCACUGGGCCUCUUAGCGGGCUCAGCCUUUCACCGGCAACCGCCAGCGGCGAUGCCAGCUCCCCGCACGGAGCCACCACCUGCAGCAUCCAGUUCAGCUCUGCGUCAUCAUCGGCGUUAGGAUCAGCCAACAGUGGCGGUACCAUUCUAACCAGUUCUUCCAGUAAUUCCAAUAACAACAACAACAACAACAACAACGGCCACCAGAGUGAAACUGGUACCAACAGUAGUAAAUCCUCUUCUCCCAGCUCACCGGCCGGUGGAAGCGGAAACGAGGGCCUAACCCGACAACAGCUGGAUCUGAUCACGCAAAUCAUGCAGCAGACGAAGCAAGCGAAUGCCGCCGCAGCUGCCGCCGGCCAGAAGGUCCACCCGCGACCACGAACCUGGAAUAUGCAGCUUCAACUGAGCCAGCACAAGUUGACCCCGACGUCGUCCGUGAUAGCCAAUUCCGUUUCCACGAGCCAGAGCAGUUCUCCGCAGAACCUUUCCAGUACGAGUUCCACCGCGACACAAGCGACCACGAGCGUUGAUUCCGCUGCUAGCACCUCCACAGCGGGCAGCUCCCAGUCACAAAAUUCCGCCGUGAGUCAAGCGCUGAACAAGUCCGACCAGAAGCCAGUCGAAUGCAACCUGUGCCACCGGAAGUUCAAAAACAUCCCGGCCCUGAACGGCCACAUGCGUCUGCAUGGAGGCUACUUCAAAAAAGACUCCGAAACGAAAAAAUGUGAUAAGAAAGAACAUAGCGGACCCCCGCUGCAGACCGCCAGCGUCGGAGUACGAGCCCUGAUCGAGGAAAAGAUCAUUAACAAACGUAGCAAGGACUUGAAGAAUCUGUUGUUGAAGGGCUCAUUCGUCGUGCCAGCAGCACCGCUAACCGCUCGAAGGCUGCUCGAAGCCAGUGAAGCGUUGCUCACCCCCAAACCAGGAACGGUAGCGAUCGUAUCCACGCAAAAUGGAACCACCCAAAUUAUCAAUCCAAAAGCAACCAUAAUGGCGUCUGCUGCCGGCGGUUCACUUUCGGUUAGCAACAACUCGGGUGGACUAUCCACCACCGAGUUUAAAGAUGCCACCCUGAUAGAACUGCUAAAACGUGGAACAAAAGUGGCAGUUAAGCGUACCUGUUCAGAUUCCGGUCAAUUAGCAAUCGCAACACAGACAACGCAAUCUUCAGUCGCAACGAAAGCAGCCACCAGAACCGUAGUGCUGCCGACCAACCUCAACACUACAAUUUCCUCAACGGCGGGUGGCACUGCAUCACCACUUGCGCUAUCGAUCGCCAACAGUCUGACGACGACCGCCAGCAGUGAUUCUACGCCACUGUCACUCACAAUAUCACAAGCGCCUUCCGGCAGUGCUGAUGUCUUCACUCUAGCCUACUCCACCGAUGCAACAGGCGCUGCUGCCUUCUUUAGUGAUAACGAUGUGUACAGUGUUAGCGAUACGACCAUGCUAUUGCAGGCCGUCGAUUCGAUCCAACUACUUGAGGAUCCUGCGUCAUCUGAACAGCUGGACGAAAUUGCAUCUCUUUCCGACUACACAACCAUCAACGAGCAAACCUUCACACCUUCCCGUCAGCUUCAAGCCGUACUGGACUCUCCACUACCGGAAAGUUUAGCGGAGUUCAGCGCUCUUCAUUCCAAAGAUUUCAUUCUGUACAGCGGCAGCUCAUCGAACGCCGGUAACACGUCCGACCCGACAGGAAGUCAAACAUCCAACUCACCCCUUCCAUCGCCACUGGCAUAUCCAACACCACCGGCUUCCCAUGAACCCGUAGCGCAGGCAUCUCCCUUCCUGGAUGACUCCCGUCACUUCUCCGAUGCCAGUUCCUUCUUCGAUGACAAACGCAACACUACCAACUUUCUCGACGAUGGCUUCUUCAAAGCGGAUCCGAAAGACGUUAAACUUAACGAUGAAAAAAUCCUCGCUCUCAAGAACGAACUGCUAGAUGAAAACCACGACCUUUUCCGCAGCAACAAGAACAUUCUCGACGAUCACUGUCACGAGCUGUUCAAAAGUGAAGACAGUUUUUUCGUCGAAGAAUCAACCACCAGCAAGCCAAACGAUUCUUCUAUUGCCUCCGGCGGCAACGUUCACUCGCCAUCCAAGAUCAAUCUCGACUUUCUCGACGAAGCUCAGGCAUUUAUCAACGAAAAUCGCAACGCUUCCUCUCCACUAUCGAAUGCCUUCUUCUCCGCCACCAUGUCCAGUGCGGAAGAAGUCAAGGAAGCCCUGGAAGAGGUACUCCCAAGCGACGAAGACGUAGCCAUCGCUGAAGCCGACAUUGAUUUGUACUACCUGAAUGGACUUUCCUCGCUGCAAUCGCAAAUGAUGCCCAACUCGGACGAUCCAUUACUAUCCUCAUCGCCGAAAGACUUUGCCCACCGGCAGCACCAGAAGUUUUUAUUCGAGCAACAACAACAACAGCAGCAGCAGCAGCAGCAACAGACCGGCAGUACAGCAGCAAGUAACAGCACCUUCUCACCACCGAGUGCCAAAAAGCUCAAAACUGAAGCGGAUGCGCCAGCAUUCGUGACAGCUAGUGAUACAAACAAAAUUCCACUAACCGUACAAACCGAACAAAUUCCAAAAGACAACCACAAUGACUCCGUAUUUCUCAGCCCAAACAGCAUCUCCAGCAACAGCAGCAGUGGCAGCAGUAGUUCACCUAAACUGCAGCACGCACUUCUGCGCAAGCGACCCUCGCUGCUGCCCACGGUAUCAAUCCGAAAGACCCCAGUAUACCACUCGAAACUGCGCAAAUCCACGACCGCAGUUCCCGUUACACACUACACUCCACAACCGAUGCUGAAUCCAGGUCGAACAGCUUCCGGACUUUAUUCCACGAUCGCUUCCUCGUUGGCCAGCCAAUCCAGUUCCGUUUCCGACUCGACAGUAGACGAUACUUCCGAUAUUUUUAGUGAACCACCGCUUCCUAUCCGACCCCGCAUUAAUCUAGGCAACGACUACCAGGCAGCAAUUCCCGAGUGUACCACUCCCAGUUACCAUCACCUAAAUCAUCAGUCUGAUCAGCACAUGUGGGAUCCCGCAGUGGUUCAAAGUGAGACCCAGAUUGCGCGCUACGUUGAACUCUCUCGCUCUUCCGCCGUACCACUGGGCUGUCAUUCGGAAGAAACGGCCUUGAAGGCCCUGCUGGAAGCUCAAGGAGAAAUUCAUAUCGCUAUCCUUAACCUCAUGCAAGCCUCACCGACCGGUCUGCAUCGGCGAUGGUCACCCGGUGAAAUGGAACAGUUUAUUCGUGGGCUGGAACUGUACGGCAAGGACUUCUUCCGAAUAGCAUCCGAGUUAUUGCCGACCAAAUCCACCGACGAUUGCGUUCAGCUGUACUAUUUCUGGAAGAAACUGUGCGUAGACUACAAAACCACUCAUCUUCUGCAGCACGGUGACAAUUCGAUGAAGUUCAUCAACAUGAACGUCGGUCCGGACGAUUUACUGCUGGAUCACGCUGCCUACACCAGCAAUACGGUAAAGUCAAGCGGUCUAGGUCAUCAUUCGAGUGUCAGUAGCAACAACAGCUCCACUAGCGACGUGCGGCCGCACGUCUGUGAGGUUCCCGACUGUUCAGCGAGUUUCUCCUCGAAGGCCGCCCUGCACGGUCACAUCCGCAUUCACUGUAUCGGACGUUCAGCGGCACACCUGAACGGCACUACGCAAAAUGGUAAUUUCUUGAGUACUACUGCUGCUGGUAACCCUAUUAACCCUAACCACAUACCAACAAAGGAUGAUUAUCCCUGCAAGGUGUGCGGCAAGGUAUUUAAUAAGGUAAAAAGUCGCAGCGCCCACAUGAAAUCGCACAGACCUCAAGAUGCAAGCGAUCAACUGCAGCAUCAGCUGCAACUUCACCAGCAGCAUUUACAGCAGCAGCAGCAGCAACAACAACAACAACAACAGCAACAACUCCAGUGCUCAACGUAAACAAAAUCCCAGUUGACGGUCGACGGCUGAUUGGUUGUCGAUGGUCAAAGCAACCGAUAAAAGACAAAGAAUAAACGAGCUGAAUUUCGAGACAAUCUUCAAACCGGUAACUGCGUUGUUACAAAACAAAACAAAAAUAAAUAACCGAAAGCCACCUCGAAUAGUAACCAACAAAACAAAAAAAAACUUUUUAAGCAAAAGUAAAACCUGAGCAAAUCACUGUAACGGAGGUUGUAAAACAAAAAACGCAAAUAAAAUGAGAAAAAUCCCACAGAAGCAAACAAGGAACAAACUGAACACUUACACAAACUCACACGCAAACAUACAUACUUACACACACACACACACAUUUUAGAACACAGAAAAGCGAAAGCGACUCGUCAAAUUAUCUUUAAACAUAUUAUACACAUUGAGGUAAAACUUCCAAUUAAUCUUAAAUAUAUAUAAAUAUUGAUAUAUUAUCUACUUUAAUGUAAGCUAAAAGAAAACUGUUUUUGUAUACUUUUUGUUGUUAAACUUUCUAUACACUUCAAAGACGUAACAUGUACUUGUACAUAGAAAAAAAACAAUUGUUGAUGAGAAAUUGUGUAUUCUUUUAAAACUCUUUUAGCGAGAACAAAACGAUGAAACAAAAAAUAAAUAAAUCAAACAGUCGAAAACAAAUCAAAAAAUACUAAGAAGAUACUGGGCGUGGCCUUUUAACUGAGAUGUAAGAAGUCAAAACAAAAGUUUUAGCGAAGCUAUUUCUCUUCACCGCCAACAGUGUAGACACGCCCUUAACCCGCCCUUCGAAGAUGUUUUUUCUAGCGUGUGUGAUUGUAACUCCUUUGCUCUUUCUAUCAUAAACCACAAAAAAAAACAAUUACACACGUUUACUACCAAACAAUAACAACAAACACAACUAUGAAGCAAUGCCAACUUAGAUUCCUAUGUAGUCGUCCUACAGAUUCUCUAAAAAACAAAAAUCUUACAACUCACAACUCUCUAGAUGACUUUUUAUCUUUCCAGUAUUAUGUAGCGAGAAAAAAAAGUAAACAGAAAGAAACCUACAUUACAAAACAAUAACGACCGGAGAGAAGAGAACCAAUUUCCGGGCGGAAAAUGCUCUUUAAUUGUAGAGAUAAUUCAAACUGAUUAAGGCAGAAUACAUUUUUUCACGAACACACACACACAUACGCCAAACGGCACUCUCACACAAACUCAUUCAAACGUAGAACAAUGUUUAACCCAAAACCUUCGAGCAAAAGAAGAAAAAAAAUGACGAAGAUAAAAACCAUGGUUGUAUCUAGAACUUAAGUGUUGAUCGAUGUCUCUAAUUCUAUAUAUUAUUAUUAUGAACAGAAAGAAAACUACAAGAAGCCCAGCAAGAAGGCGAAGAAAAAUCUAGCACAGAAAAAUGAGAACAAAAAGCGACAAAAAGAUAUAUAUUAAAGUAUAUUUAUUCCCUAAAAAGAUAUAUUACGUGAUCACCUUCUCACGGGGCCCGGCUUGUGGUCGGCAGAAUGAGAGAAGCCCGCCAAUUUUACUGUACUGUGUAGAAGAGGACAAGCGCCAGGAUUUUGGAACCAGCGGCCUGAGCCAACUGGUUCCAGAAUGGCAAGAAAAAAAAACGGAAACCCAAACUCGCUCACUCAAAACUUUUACCGACCCUCCGCUCUUCCCAGACUCGGGGAAGUGUUAAUCAAAUUGUAAAAGCGCCAAAGAAAAAAAACAACGCGUUGUGACUCUCACACCCGCUCACUGCAGCUGCAAGCAGGUUUUCUAUUAAUUGUGAUACUAGUUUUUUGUUUAAUUUUUUUUUUUUUCGAAUCGGAAAGUAAACGAAUAGUGAAGAAUGAUAAUAGAACAGAAUUCCAGAAACAUUGGAUAUAUGCUCGAAUAAGAUUUAAUUUUUUUUUGGGCGGUAUUAAGUUGAAUUUAAUUGUAAUCGGAUCUAUAUGUACCUUUAUAAUUGCACAAAACUCUUAGAGUGCAGAUGAACGAAUGUAGCAAAGCUCGUUGCGUUUGUUUGUCUGUGACAUUAAACUUUCACCGGUGAUUGAAUGGGUGAGACGAUUGCACCGCAAAUCACUAACCACUUAUCUGUUUACCAAAUAACGAAUAAAAUUACUUUGACAGAUAGAGCCAGAAAUUCUUUCACGGCACAAUUGCCCGCAGGUUGCUUUGAUGCUCAACAAGACAAGGACUCCCCAUCAAAAUUAUUAUAAAAGUUCGUUGGGAGUUAUCCCUUAUCAGUUUGUUCUGUACGAAAAGACAAUUUUACUCCAGGUGCAAUCAACUUCCCAACAUAACAUUCGCUCACUCGCCACACUCUGUGUUGUGAUUUACCUUACCGCCGAAGGUUGAAAUGUGAAUCAAAUCUAUCUAUUGUACGACCUUAAUUAGCUGACUGAUCUGCUGCUCAAUUUAGUAAGCAAACAAAAAACAUAUUUUCCCCACUCCACAGAGACACAGAUAAAAAAGUUUUUAAAGACACCUAGAAGGAUAAUUAAAAUCCAUGCAAAGAAACUGUGGCCUAUCAAAGUAAAGCGAAACCAUAAAGUUCAGUCUUCGAUUCGAAUUCAGUACUAUAAAAUCAGUUUAUUUCCGCUAAAAGAAGGCGGCUCGAAGAUGUUAUUCUAUCAAUGCAGUCGGUCGGUCGGUCGGUAGAAAACUGCAUACGAGAGACAAGCAAAGACACGGUUGGACACUCUAAAGAAAUCCAAUAAUUAAAAAAACAGUAAAUAUUGAAAAAACUGAAAUUACAAUGAAGAAAAUGAGAUAAUAGUUGAAACAUAUCAGUUUUCUAGAAGCAAAAAAGUGUAUUUAAAAGAAGUAAACUUAGUAAGCAGAUUGAUUAAAAUUAAAAGAAGAAAAAUAAACAUUUAUUAAAAAGUCACGAACGUUGAAAGCCAUAAUUCAAAGAGAAAAAAAAACAGCUCACAUUUAAGAGUAAUGAACUACGAAAAGUGUUGUACCUUAUCUUAAACCGAAAAAAUAACGAGUAGAAUAAAAGAAAUCGUAAUUAAGUCAAAACUUUACAGUUGCACCUUAGGCUUAAGGUAACCAAUGAACUACAACUCGGAGAAGAGCCGAACAAAAACAAUAAAAUAUGCCAAAAUGUACAGAAAAAUAGAAAGAGAAGCAGGCCGGGAUAUCGCGGAGAGGAAACCAAUUCGGAACGGUGGCAAUCGGAUGGAGAAAAACGUGUUUCGAAAAGCUUCCCCUACACUCAGCGCCAACCGAGCAUAAGUUGAAAAUCAAAAUAAACGAAAAAGACAAGCACACCCUUCCGGACAGUUGUGUGGCUGGCAAACUUGAAAAGUAAUAUAUAAUGACAAUCCUGAACGUUUGAAAACUCACAGCGGCUGCGGGGAAACCCCUUCAACUGCAGCCUCGUUUUGUACUGUUUGUAAAUAUUGAUAAAUCACAUGGCAGUUUGCGUGGCCGAGGCCUCAAACUGUCAAAGCUAAGAGUAAAAAAACAUAAAAAUAAGGAGGAACGAAUGAAACAAGUCAAUGUGUCUUCAUGCUCAAUUCUGUCUCACAGCAUUUUUACUGUGCAAAAAAAAAACAACAAAAGAAAGUGAUUAUUGUCCUAGCAACUGGCAACAACAGAGUAGCUAAACAAUACCCUUCCCUCUUUUUGAUGAGAUCUGAGUAAGCAUAGUGAUUUCUCCUGUGCUACCGAAGCUUGAACGGUCUUUGUUUAUGCCAUAUCCUGCUAUCCCGCGAGGAAAAGAGUAGAAAUUGCUCCUAAAAUUAGCUUGUAGGUUCUGAUUUAGCUUUACACACUCUCUAGCUUUAAGUUGCCCAGUUACAAAUCGUUUUAACCCUGUUGAGUGUUUCGUUCUCUUAUUUACACUCGUGCAAACCUACAAAAAAAAAAACAAACAAACGUUGACGUUCGAGACGGCUCAACGAAAGCGAUCCACUUAACCCGUAAGUUUUAGUUAAUUCUUAUUUAUUUUCGUUACACUCUCUAUAUGCUGAAACUGGUUUUCACAUAGAAGCAACAACUCUAGUUCAAUUAUUGUUACGAGUUUUCUAAAAACUUGAUUCGUUCGUUAGUUCAUAAUUAGUUAGUUCAAUAUAGGUGCAAAAUGUCCCAAAAACAGUGCCAUGACUGCACUCACGAGCCAAAAUAAAAGCAACUUCUCGUUCUCCCGGUGCAAAGCAAGACCACUCCCCCUUUCCCCACCUUCGCAACCUGUCCUCGAUUUCCACCACCACCUUUUUCCAACCAUUUCCAUCUGCAGUUCCUGCUUUGCUUGUUGAGAUUUAUACAAAGAACUAAACUACAAUGUUCGAUAAUUUUCCGACGGCUUUGAGCUUACAGGUACGACCCCCAUUUUUAGCUCCGUAAACAUUGUGUACUUUAUUGAUUGUUAAUCUUAAGUAAUUGUGAGUAAAACCAAAAGAUAAUUACACAGAAUGCCAAAAACAAAUAAAAAACCAAACAAACUAAUGGAAUUAAACAUACACACAGUUUGCGCUGAUUAUUAAUUACCAUUAGAGUAUGUUAUGUCUCUCAAUCAAAAACAAAUGGCAAACAAUUAAGUUAUUUGUAUUUAAUAACACGAAGAAAUAAAAACAAAAUCAAGCCGGUGAAACGAAUGAAUGAAUGCAAGUAAACAACCCAAAAUGCUCAUGACGCUGCAAAGCAGAAAAGAAAGAUAGAAAUACACACACACACAUACACACAAAUUGUCAAUGUUUUAACUGCUAGUUUUUAAAUCGUAACGAAUCUGGAUGCAAGUGAAAAGCGCCACGCGAGAUCAAGCAACGCGGGUUUAUUUUAAGUCUUACAAUGUACCAAAACGUGUAAAGAUUACAAGUUUCCAACUUCUUAAAGACAUACUUCAUUGUGCAGAACAAAAAAAAACAAAUAAACUUAAAAGAAAGCAAAAAAAGCAACCGAGAGAAGAAGAAGAAGAAGAAAACAGUACAGAUACUAUUAAAACAAAGCCAAAACAAACGAGAAAACAAAACUAUUGUUGUUCAAAUUUCACUCUAAGUGAAGCUUCUUUUCUGUUGAGGAAAAUAAAUUGCCUAAAUGUGUAA
Molecule: messenger RNA, 13428 nt
Organism: Wyeomyia smithii (pitcher-plant mosquito)
Lineage: Eukaryota; Metazoa; Arthropoda; Insecta; Diptera; Culicidae
Exons: 12
Coding region: 3119-8386 (1755 amino acids)
Biological process (GO): negative regulation of DNA-templated transcription; regulation of transcription by RNA polymerase II
Cellular component (GO): histone deacetylase complex; transcription regulator complex
Molecular function (GO): transcription corepressor activity
Source: RefSeq, a predicted model, not a curated record